Messenger RNA from Candoia aspera, 1285 nucleotides. Its product is annotated as leukocyte elastase inhibitor-like. The record is from RefSeq and is a predicted model, not a curated record. Lineage: Eukaryota; Metazoa; Chordata; Lepidosauria; Squamata; Candoiidae. The transcript has 7 exons. Gene Ontology annotation, molecular function: serine-type endopeptidase inhibitor activity. Gene Ontology annotation, biological process: negative regulation of interleukin-1 beta production; negative regulation of endopeptidase activity. The coding region runs from base 119 to 1261 and encodes 380 amino acids.
CGGCGCUCCCCUUCCCGCAACGUCACAGCUUAAGACCUGCGCUGGAGUAGCGCUCUGCGCACCCAACGCACCUGCAGCAACGCCACUGGUCUCCCCUUGGCAGUUUCCGGUGGUCACUAUGGAUAAACUGGCUAAUGCAAACUCGCAGUUUGCUCUGGAUCUUUUUCAAAAGUUGAACGAAGACCACCCAACCGACAACAUUUUCUUUUCUCCGAUCGGCGUAUCUUCCGCCCUGGGCAUGAUCUACUUAGGGGCCGGGGGUAACACAGCCACGCAAUUCAAAAAGAUACUUCAUGCUGAUGGUGUUGAAGACUUUCAUUCAAUAUUAUGCACGCUCAAUACUAAGCUUAACCGGAGCAAUGCACCCUAUAUUCUGAAGCUUGCUAAUAGGUUGUAUGGAGAGAAAACUUACACCUUUUUGUCUGAUUUCUUGACUAGCACUCAGAAUUUGUACGGAGCUGAAUUAUCCACAGUGGACUUCUCAAAUGCUCCAGACAAGGCAAGAAAAGAAAUUAACCAGUGGGUUGAACAGCAGACCGAAGGUAAAAUCCCUGAGUUGUUAUCUGAAAGCUCCAUCAGCGAAGUAACCAGACUGGUUUUGGUGAAUGCUAUCUACUUUAAAGGCAGCUGGGCAGAGGCAUUUAAAGAAGAAGAAACUAAAGACAAGCCUUUUAGACUAAAUAAGACAGAAAAGAAGAACGUGAAGAUGAUGUUCAUGAAAGAGAAACUUCCUUUUGGUUAUAUCCCUGAAUGCAAGUGCCGUGUGCUGGAACUCCCAUACCAGGGAGAAGAAUUUAGCAUGAUAAUCCUUCUGCCUGAUGAUAUUGAGGAUAAUUCCACAGGCCUGGAACAGCUGGAGAAGCAGCUUAGUUUGGAGAAACUGCAAGAGUGGACCCAGCCGAAAAAUAUGCCUUCUGACGUUGACAUCUAUGUACAUCUACCUAAAUUUAAGCUGGAGGAAAGCUAUGAUCUUAAAUAUUACUUAACAGCAUUGGGGCUUUUAGAUGUGUUUGACAGUGGCAAGGCAAAUUUGUCUGGAAUGUCAGGAGCCCAGGACCUGCAUGUGUCUAAAAUUGUUCACAAGUCAUUUAUAGAAGUAAACGAAGUGGGCACUGAAGCAGCAGCAGCUACUGCUGCUACGAUUAUGUUACUUUGUCUGCCCAGGGAAGAGGAUUUUAUUGCUGACCAUCCUUUCCUAUUUUUGAUCCGUCAUAAUCGAACAAAAACUAUAUUAUUCCUUGGUAGAUUUGCUUCUCCAUGAAGAGUAUAAUGAAUCACAAAGCCA